This is a messenger RNA of Juglans microcarpa x Juglans regia, 576 nucleotides long. RefSeq lists its product as uncharacterized. Lineage: Eukaryota; Viridiplantae; Streptophyta; Magnoliopsida; Fagales; Juglandaceae. The record is from RefSeq and is a predicted model, not a curated record. Bases 1 to 576 code for a protein of 191 amino acids. The transcript has a single exon.
AUGGAGGAAAUUGAAGUCGAAUGGGAGCGAUUAAGACUGAAUGAUGAGGAGAGCAUUCCGAUAACUGUGAAUUUGGAAAAUAUGGAGGAAUUACGGAGAAAGGGGGAAAGGAGCUUAGUUGGAAAAAUAUGCUCAGAUCGAACGAUCAGCAAGGAAACUGUGAGGAAGAUGAUGGAGAAGAUCUGGCGAGUAAACAUGAGUAUGGAAUUUACUGAGAUUGGAACAAAUACUUUUGUGGUGACCUUUGCAAACCGUGGAGAUAGAAACAGAGUUCUUGCGGGAUGCCCAUGGCUAUUUGACAGUCAUCUGUUUGCCCUUAAAUCGUUUGAUGGAAGUACGCAGGCUCACCUUUUGGAUUUCACAAUGGCAACCUUUUGGAUCCAGAUGUACAACCUGCCGCUUGGAGGAAUGAAUUGCAAGAUGGGGGAAUUGAUUGGUAAAUCCAUUGGGAAGGUUCUAGAAGUGGAAGGUGAGGAGAAUGAGGUGGCUUGGGGUCGCUUUCUGAGGGUGAAGGUGGAGUGCGAGCUUACAAAACCUUUAGCCCGAGGAAGAACAGUGAGUUUUGAAGGAAAGUAG